This is a messenger RNA of Drepanopeziza brunnea f. sp. 'multigermtubi' MB_m1, 1659 nucleotides long. The record is from RefSeq and is a predicted model, not a curated record. Lineage: Eukaryota; Fungi; Ascomycota; Leotiomycetes; Helotiales; Drepanopezizaceae.
AUGCUCAACUCAAUCCCUCUCCUGGCUCUGUUGAGCGCUGCAACUGUGCUCGUCGGCUCAGCUUCUGCUGCUCUUGACCCGAUUGUCAUCAAGGCACGUCUACUGUCUGGCUCGAAAUUCUUCUACAAAACCAACGGCACGCAGUUCUUCAUCAAAGGUAUAGCUUAUCAACAGGGUAUCGCACAGAACGGUGGCGGGUCUGCCAGCACCAACACCGGCUACACCGAUCCUCUCGCAGAUACUACCUCCUGUACACGAGAUAUUCCUCUCCUCCAAAAGGCCGGCGCGAACGUGAUUCGUACCUACGCGGUCGAUCCAACCAAGGACCAUACGACAUGUAUGGGGCUGCUGGAUGCCGCCGGCAUUUAUGUUAUCAGUGAUCUGGGCGAGCCAAAAACCUCCAUCAACCGUGAAGAUCCUGAGUGGAAUGUUGAACUGUUGACCAGAUAUACAUCUGUUGUUGACUCUCUGGCAAACUAUACUAACGUGAUCGGCUUCUUCGCCGGCAACGAGGUACCCAACAAUCUGACGUACACCGGCUCCUCCGCCUUUGUCAAGGCUGCUGUCCGCGAUACCAAGGCGCACAUCAAGGCCAAGGGCUAUCAUGCGAUGGGUGUUGGAUACGCCGCCGACGAUCUUCCCUCUGUCCGCGCCAAUGUUGCAGCUUACUUCAACUGCGGCCCCACCGAGGAUCAGAUUGACUUUUGGGGAUACAACAUCUACGAAUGGUGCGGCGACUCGAGCUAUGUUCAGUCUGGUUACGCUGCCCGCGUUGCUGAAUUCGCCGGAUACUCUGUGCCAUCCUUCUUUGCGGAGUAUGGCUGCCAGACUCAAGGCGGUGGAGCUGCUGGCCGGAAGUUCUCUGAGAUUCCUGCUAUCUACGGAUCCAACAUGACUGAAGUAUUUUCUGGUGGAAUCGUCUACGAAUUCUUCCAGGAGGAGAACGACUACGGCCUUGCGUCCGUGGUAGGCCCAUCCUCCAUCAGCACGCUCGCUGACUACGCUCCUUUUUCUUCGCGACUCAAUGCCGCCACCCCCACUGGAGUCAACUCGGCGAGCUACUCUCCAACCAACAGUCCAAACGCCUGUCCUGCCGUGGCCUCCACCUGGGCCGUUUCCCCUUCUGGCCUCCCCCCUACGCCAAACCAGGCGGCUUGUGAAUGUAUGAUGGCUACCCUGUCCUGCACUGUCAAUACCAAGAACGUCAACGAUACCCAGAUCAGUGAGCUCUUCGGUACCGUCUGUGGCUACAACAAUGGCAAAGCGUGCGUCGGGAUCUCCACAAACACCACGACCGGACAAUACGGAGCCUAUUCCAUGUGUAGCCCGGAACAGAAGCUCUCGUACGCUUUCAACCAAUACUACGGCCAACAGAACAAGGCCUCUACCGCAUGUGACUUUGGCGGCGCUGCUCAAGUCGUCAAGGCCGCCGGUGCUGCAAGCAGCUGCUCCAGCGUCAUCGCCGCUGCGACGUCUGGCAAUCCCGUCCCAACCGGUAGCGGCUCCGAUUCUGGCUCUGGCGCCGCGGGCACUCCGACUAGCAAGAAGAGCGAGGCUCCCGGCCACGCCCUUGGUGCAAGCCUGGGAAUGGGCAAGUUCUUUGCUGUGGGCUUCACGCUCGUGGCUCUCCUUUCCGGUGCUGGGAUGGUGCUUUUGUAA